UAGUUUUGAGGUGUACCUUACUUCAAUAGAAUAAGGUCCGACACUUUUUACAAAUCUCACCCUAUUUAAAAAGUAGGAUUUGAGUGAAAAGUCCCUUGCUCUAUGAAAUCCAGCCUCUCUGUUCGGCUACCAAUUGUUUGAUGAAUUGUCUGCAGCUCUCAAUGUUUUCCGACUGCCUCGCUUUUCCCAGUCCGGCCAACCCUAAAUUCCACCACUUUACCAAUUACAACAACCACAAACCCAACACUCUCUCCACCAAACCCCUCAUCAUCUCCUCCUCAUGUUGUUGCUGCUACACCCACAAAGAGCACAGGAAGCGUAGCAAUGAGGAAGGAGAAGGAGAAGGAGAUGCAUCGAGAGUCAAUCCUGCUCUCGUCGUCACGAGGACACAGAACGCGAGGUCCAUGGCCACAGUCCUCCGCCUCUCCCCAUCUCCACCAAUAUUAGAACCAUCAUUCUCGAAUUCGAACUCGAACUCAAACCGUGAUGAUGAGAGGGAAAGGCUUCUUUCUCUCCCCCCUCCACCUACCUUUCCAGGCUCCGUCUCCUCUCAAAGGGCGAGAAGCACCACCCCAUGCGACGGCAAUGGGGACCUCGCCUCAAUUUCACUUUCAGAAGGGGCAGAAACCUCCCAAAACAAUGACAGCAACAUGAGCAGCAUGGUGAUGCUGAGCCAAGCUCUGGAGAUCAGGAGAGAAGCGACCUCCCAAUUAUUGAAAGAGGCCAUGAAAGCUGCCAAGUUCAGCAUCACUUAUUCGGAGAACCUCACCUCCCACAUGGCCGGAUUCGUCGACCAUAUCUUGAUUGAGGCUGCUUCUAUGAAGAAUUGUUCGCCCUCCAACUCCCCCUUCAGUGCGCGUGUCAAGUCAUGCCUCAAUAAUUCUGGGGUGGUUCCCUUGAUCAGGUGGCUAAAGCAUAAUUCCUUGACGUAUCCCCAGAUAGGGAAGAUUAUCUCUUUGUCUGCUGGGAAUUUGGAGACUCUAAAAACAUUGGUCGAGUGGUUGAAGUCAAUUUAUGUUAGAGGAAGGUCUAUAGGAGUGGUGCUUGCCAAAGAAGAGGUUAUUUUGAACAGGAACACUAACGAGUUGGAUGACAUUAUCCAUUACUUGGAAACUAAUGGAGUCCGAAGGGAUUGGACGGGUUUUGUUAUCAGCCGCUGUCCCAAAAUACUUUCAUUUACCAUGGAAGAACUUAAAUCCCGAGUGAACUUCUAUUUGGAACUUGGUAUGGAUGAAAAGGACUUUGGUACCAUGGUUUUUGAUUAUCCUAAAGCUCUUGGUUUUUUUAGCCUGGAAGAGAUGAACAGCAAGGUCAACUACCUGAAAGAAUUUGGCCUAGGGAUGGAAGAUGUUGGGAGACUUUUAGCAUUUAAGCCACAAUUGAUGGGCUGCGGCAUUGAAGAACGAUGGAAACCUUUGGUGAAGUACUUCUACUACCUUGGGAUCUGCCGUGAUGGCAUGAAAAGAAUCCUCACAAUGAAACCGAUGAUUUUCUGUGUUGAUCUAGAAUCUACCAUUGCCCCUAAGGUACAGUUCCUACAGGACAUAGGGGUUCGAGAAGAUGCUAUUGGGAGUGCUCUUGUCAAGUUCCCACCCUUACUGACAUACAGCCUGUACAAGAAAAUUCGCCCAGUGGUGCAGGUUAUAUUCUUGAUUACAAAAGCUGGAGUGCCCCGCAAAGACAUUGGGAAGGUAAUAGGCCUUGAACCACAGCUUCUUGGAUGCAGCAUUGCUGGUAAAUUGGAUGUUAAUGUGAAGUACUUCCUGUCAUUGGGCAUACCCUUUCAAUCAUUGGGUGAGAUGAUUGUUGAUUUCCCGAUGCUUCUGAGAUACAACUUGGAUGUGCUGCGACCCAAGUACCGUUACUUGAGGCGAAUAAUGGUUCGUGCACUACGUGACCUCAUAGAGUUUCCAAGGUUUUUUAGCUACUCACUCGAGAAUAGAAUAAUCCCCCGGCAUAAGAUCCUCGUUGAAAAUAGGAUAAAUUUCAAGCUGCGUUACAUGCUGGUUAGCCCCGACUCUGAGUUCAAUAAAAGGGUUGAAGCAGCAUUGGAUAGGAGGAGGAGGUUUGAAUCUGGUAGCAUGAGUCAUACAAAUCAUAAUUCCAUUAGUUCUAAAGAGGUGACAGUUUCUGAUUCUCCUGAGAUGAUUACUUGCUCUUCUGAGUGACACCAGAUCAUCAAAACGUGUGCAGGCAGUUGCCUAUGUAUCUCUGAGCAGUGCAGCCCAGGUUUCGAUCCCACGGUGCAGUCAUUAUUUUGCGGCUGUUACUGGCUGUUCAUAUCUCAUAGUCAAAACCAACUAUUCCUUUUGUACAGCAGGCCAUGUAUCCAUAAUUUUGACAGUGCCAUGUUCCUAAUGUUUGUGUAUCUGUGGAGAGGAGAUAAAGGAAAUAUCUUGUUAUUGCAUCUUUUCGUUUUAA
Amborella trichopoda is the source of this 2421-nucleotide messenger RNA. Its product is annotated as Mitochondrial transcription termination factor family protein. Lineage: Eukaryota; Viridiplantae; Streptophyta; Magnoliopsida; Amborellales; Amborellaceae. The record is from RefSeq and is a predicted model, not a curated record. Gene Ontology annotation, molecular function: double-stranded DNA binding. Gene Ontology annotation, biological process: regulation of DNA-templated transcription.